Tarenaya hassleriana is the source of this 1151-nucleotide messenger RNA. RefSeq lists its product as uncharacterized. Lineage: Eukaryota; Viridiplantae; Streptophyta; Magnoliopsida; Brassicales; Cleomaceae. Bases 63 to 1103 code for a protein of 346 amino acids. The record is from RefSeq and is a predicted model, not a curated record. The transcript has 2 exons.
AUUACAUACAGGUGUAGGAGAUAUAUAAGAAAGAGGGGGAGGAAGAAUUAAGGGCAACAGCAAUGGCAUUCUCCCACAGCAAAGUAGGCGUGGCCGUAUCAGUCCUCAUAACCGGUGUAAUAUACAUCCUAUGCUUCUGGUCAGGUGAUCCUCUCAUCUCUUCUCUCCAACACAGUUCUCCCCCAGCGGUUAUUGAUGAGUUGGAGGCGGUGCUGGAGAGCGCGGGUUCGGGGAACAACAAGACAGUCGUGAUAACGAUGGUCAACAAGGCCUAUGUGGAGAAGAGCGGCGCAUCGACCUCAACGGUGCUCGAUCUGUUCCUUGAGAGCCUCUGGGAGGGAGAAGGGACGAGACACCUCCUCGACCAUCUGCUGCUGGUGGCCGUUGAUCAGACGGCCUACGAUCGCUGCAGGUUCCUCAGGCUCCAUUGCUACAGGCUCGAGUUGACGGAUCAGCAGCAGCCUCUUGAUUUCUCCGGAGAGAAGGUUUACAUGUCCCCCGAUUUCAUUCAGAUGAUGUGGAGACGGACUCUCUUCCUCCUUCAAGUCCUCCGCCACCGUUACAGCUUCAUUUUCACGGACACGGACGUGAUGUGGCUGCGGAACCCCUUCUCGCGGCUAAACAAGAACGAGAGCGUGGAUCUCCAGAUAAGCAGGGACAGCCCAAAUGAUCACUUCAUCAACACCGGCUUCUACCACAUAAGAUCAAACGAGAAGACCAUCUCCCUCUUCGAGAAAUGGUACAGCAUGAAGGACAACUCCACCGGAAUGAAGGAACAAGAUGUCCUAAAAAGUCUCCUCGACUCGGGCUUCUUCGACACCAUUGGCCUCACCGUCAACUUCCUAGAAACCGUGCAGUUCAGUGGGUUCUGUAAUGACAGCCCCGAUUUUGGGGCGGUCACCACCGUCCACGCCAACUGCUGCCGUCACAUCCCCGCCAAGAUUGCUGACCUCACCGCAGUUCUCAAUGACUGGAAACGCUAUAAAGUUGCUGUUGGUAAACGCCGCAGCGGUCACAAGGUCAAACGGUUGAAAUUCCGGUGGACUCCCCAUGACAAUUGCUGGGGGUCAUGGAAUGACACGCACUAUAAACCUCGACAGUGACUAGUCUGUGUCUUAAAAUGUUAAAUGCCCAGCGGCACAAUUUCUGCA